Gaeumannomyces tritici R3-111a-1 is the source of this 1615-nucleotide messenger RNA. RefSeq lists its product as hypothetical. Bases 124 to 1539 code for a protein of 471 amino acids. The transcript has a single exon. The record is from RefSeq and is a predicted model, not a curated record. Lineage: Eukaryota; Fungi; Ascomycota; Sordariomycetes; Magnaporthales; Magnaporthaceae.
GCUGCUUUCCCCAGCGUGCGGGGUCCUUUUAGAUUCACGAUUCUUGAACGCUCGCUUGGCGGUAUUAAUUGUAGCUCAUACGGCUGGCCGUAUGGGUGUCGGUUCCCUAGUUUUCUCUUGUAGAUGGAGUGCUGCGCAAAGGAAAAAGGGAUAAAGAUACACACUAGACAGCAACAGAUACCUGCCCAAGCCACAAUGGCAUCGAUAGAGACAGUCCUCACCGUCAUCUCGGUGAUCAAAACGGCAAUCGAACUCUACGAGGACCUCGAGAGCGGCAAGAAGGAGGCAGAGGACACCGAGUACAACCUCAGCUCGUGUCUCGUGGGGUUCGAAUCCAUCAGCGAGACCCUCCAGCUGAACCGGGAGCGCAACAACGACCUGGGGAAUGCCGGGAAGCAGCUUGAUGAGCACCUGAAGAAGGUCCACGGGCAUUGCGAGCUCGUGGUGGUGAUGCUGUCGAGCGUGCGGAACCGCACGUCGCCGGAUCCCUCCAAGUUCCGAUACCGCUACCUCAAACUUCACGAGCUCAACUGGAUGGUGUGGAACUGGGGCCCCGCGGGCCGAGCACAGCUCCAGGCCGAGGUGGCCGAGAUUCAAAAGCAGCAGGCCGCCAUCAACGGUCUCCUGCAGAUCAUCGGCUUCCAGCGCGGCGAGACCGCCGCCAAUGACCAGAAGAAGAUCCUCGACGUGCUGGAGGAGGUCAGGCGCAAGGUGAGCGAGAAUAAACUGGCCGCCGCUGCCGCUGCCACCGCCGCCACCCCCGCGCAGCCGGCGUCGGCUGGCGGUGGCGGCUACGCGAGGCAGGUCGCCCUCCCGCCGCGGGCCCUCGACGCGCCGCGCCCGCGCAAGGACAACUGCAGCGUGCUCUUCGUGGACCUCUGGGACGAGGGCCGCAGCGUCAUCUCGCAGGGCAUCACGGAGCUGCUGGCGCACUGGACGCGGGCGGGCGGCAAGCCGUUCCCCGUUGCCGAGUGGGGGUCGGCCGGCUUCUUCGUGCGCGCCGGGGGGGACUGCGUGGGCGAGAUCCGGUCCAUGCGCUACCUGACCAAGAAGUUCAGCUUCGAGUUCCGCGACGGGCGCGAGCGCACCGACGCGGUCGCGUGCGACGCCCUGUUCGACAACAAGGCCUUUGGGCGCAUCCCGGCGGCGACAAGGGCCGCGGCCGAGGCCAGGGUGCGGGCCUACACGUCGCGCGGCAUGCGCCGGGAGUUUUGGGACCGGUACGACUACGUCUGCUGCUUCACGUACCGCGAGUACGACAACCUGAUGCGCCUCAAGCGCGCGCUCGCCGAGCAGGACGGGCGCGAGGACGAGGGCCCCGGCGCCAGCGGGCCCGACCGCAAGGGCAUGAUCGUGCACCUCGGCGCCUACGUCACAAGGCCCACGGCGCCGCCCAAGGAGAUCGUCAAGGCGCUGGACGCUAGCGACCCGGUCGAGAGGAGGGGGAUCUGGAACGCCAAAGUCGCCGAGCUCAAGCGCGCGGUUCGGGGUUUCUUGGCCGAGGAGCUGGGCUGGGAGCCGCUCGACCCCCCCAAGUAACCUGGUGCAUAAGGAGGGCCUGGGAGAAGGCGGAUCGGUAUUUCUUACCAGGCGCUAAAAUGGUUGGAGUUUGAGC